GCGAACCCUCUUGGCUGACCACCAUCAAGAUAUGGGUGCCUUGCUGGUCGACAAAAAGGCAUACGAGCUGUGAGGUUGCAGCAUUGAGCAUCUCAAGUAUAAAACCUCGUACUCUGGCUGGAGAGUUGCAAAAACCAUCAUCAGCAUCUUCAACUCUACACAUUCAACUACAUAUCUUCGCUUAUACUUGAGCCACCUUGGCAGCCGGCAACAUGGCUCUCAAGGACCUCCUUGCCAAGUGUCUCUGCUUCUCUCGGCGCGACGCUGCCCAAGAGGAGUCGGAAAAGCAGGAACCCCCAAAGCCUGUUCAGACGACCCAGAUUCCGUCUGUCAAGACUACAUCUCCUCCCGCCCCUGCGGCCACCAGAUCUGCUCCGGCCCCGGCCAAGUCAACUCCUGCUGCCUCAGCUCCCGCCAAGAAACCGGCAGCCAAGCCAGCGACAUCGUCUUCCCCAAAGGGAGGAAGCGGUGCGGGAACGGCAUCAACACUCAAUCAGCAAACGACGAUGAACUCUCUCCUCUCUGCCGAUGCUGCUGUUAGCAGCACCCACAAGACCUCUCGCCACACUAGCAGUGGAGGAGUCGGUCACAGAAGCUACAGCAGUGGUAGAGGUCAUAGUAGCUAUAGUAGCGGAUGGGGAGGAGGCGGCAGUUAUAGCGGAGGAGGUGAUGGCGGCGGCGGCGGCGGCGGUGGUGGUGGUGGUGGCUGCGGAGGCGGUGGUGGAGGUGGAGGCGGAGGCGGCUAGGUAAAUUGGUCUUCUUCCCUUAGGGACGUAAGGAUGUUAAAGGUGAUUAUCGAUGUACUUGAGUUUGUUUAGAUACUGUCGAGACGGAUUAUGUUCUAGGCUUUAAAAGAUGACUUGUUAAAGGC
Molecule: messenger RNA, 871 nt
Organism: Fusarium vanettenii 77-13-4
Lineage: Eukaryota; Fungi; Ascomycota; Sordariomycetes; Hypocreales; Nectriaceae
Exons: 1
Coding region: 213-746 (177 amino acids)
Source: RefSeq, a predicted model, not a curated record